AUGAAAUUAAGUAAGAUUACACCGUUGUUCAAGACAGGUAGUGAGUCUGAUUCGUCAAACUUCAGACCUGUUUCCGUGCUCCCCGCGUUGAGCAAAGUUUUUGAAAAGAUAAUGCUAGACCAGCUUACUUUACAUUUUAAUAAAAAUAAACUCUUACAUAAUAAACAGUAUGGAUUCACUAAGGGUCACUCCACAAUCGAUGCCGGUGUGAAGUUGAUUUCGGACAUAUUUAACGCCUGGGAAGAAUCAUAUGAUGGAGUCGGCGUCUUUUGUGACCUGUCAAAGGCCUUUGACUGUGUUCAUCCUGAUAUACUCGUUGGAAAGCUUCAACACUAUGGCAUUGAUGGCAAACCUUCCAGCCUGAUGAAUUCAUAUUUAAAGGGAAGGAUCCAAAGAGUUCAUGUCAAUGGAGUCACCUCUCCGGGUUCGCAGGUUUCAAUGGGCGUCCCCCAAGGAUCGAUUCUCGGGUCUUUCUUAUUUCUGAUUUACGUAAAUGACCUCCCAUUUUUUGUUAACGAAGUUCAUGAGAUGGUGUUGUUUGCUGAUGACACUUCACUUCUAUUUAAAGUUAAUAGGAAUAACGUAUUAUUGGACGAUCUAAACAAUUAUAUCUCUCGUAUAGUUAACUGGUUUAAUGUAAACAACUUACUGCUUAAUGAGAAUAAAACAAAAUGUAUUAGAUUUACAACUACUAGCGUAAAGCGAGAUAUUGGUAACCUGAAAAUUAAGGACAGUGAACUAAACUUUGUUGACAAAACUGUUUUUCUAGGCAUAACAAUAGAUAGUAAACUCCAGUGGGGUGCACACAUAUGGUGCGUUCCACUAAGCGCUCACGACGAUCAAAAUGCUCCUUUAGCCAUUCCACAUACCGACCGCGGUCGUUGUGGUCACGGCGAAAACGUCACUCAUGACGUCAUGACUAAUGCUCACGCAACGCUCUUAGAUGGGUCGUUGUGA
Messenger RNA from Pieris macdunnoughi, 957 nucleotides. The record is from the annotation of a GenBank genome assembly. NCBI's taxonomy places the organism in Eukaryota, Metazoa, Arthropoda, Insecta, Lepidoptera, Pieridae.